UUUCUAUUAAAAUGUAUGUGAAGAAGUUUUUAAAGACAUGGUAUUUUUAUUUGUGCAUAAGAGGAUUUUUCAUCCUUGCAGCCAAUACAACAGAACAUGGCGAUUGUUAUGAUGAAUUGACAGGGAAGCCGAGAUGCUGCUCUGAUUACAGAAAUGUUUCAGGAAGAUGUGAAUACUGCAUAGGAUCGUUUGGAGAAAACUGCAGUCAGCCCUGUUCUUUUGGAUUCUUUGGCUAUAGAUGUAAAGAAAAGUGUAACUGUAGCAGUGAUACGCAUUGGUGUGACAAUAUUUCCGGUUGCAAGAUUAAAGUUAACGCAUAUAGAACAUGGUACGGCUAUUGUUAUGAUGAAUUGACAGAGAAGCCGAUAUGUUGCUCUGGUUACAGAAAUGUUUCAGGAAGAUGUGAACCAUGUCUAGGAUCAUUUGGAGUGGCCUGUAAAAACAUCUGCCCUGAUGGAUAUUAUGGACAUGCAUGUAAAAAGAAAUGUGACUGUUUGCCAACUGAAUCAUGCCACAAAAUUCAUGGCUGUUCAGUAGAUGUGAAUAAUCGGACUCAGGAAAACAGGACAAAACAUUUAGCUUUCGGGGUCGUGGGAUCAAUCGUUGGAACUUCAGCAGCUUGGUUUUUAAUGUAUUUAGUGUGCAGCUGGAAACGGAGAUCGAAUAGAAGGAUGAAAGUUACCAUGGAAGGUAAAACGUUUUCAUAAGUAAACAUUUCCAACAGACAUAGAUACCGUAUUGUUCUUCCCCUAAUUUUAGAAUAUAUCAUUUUCUAGAUAUGUAUGUUUAAAUGAAUACUAGAAGCUAUAUAUCUUUUUAUAAUUACUUUCACUAACGUAAGCACACAGUAAAGGCCGUGAUUUGCCAUCGCAUUCAUUUUCUACUGAAUGUGAUUGUUGGAAAACAUAACCCCUAUCUUAGAGUUUUAAAAAUAAUCGCAGGGAAUUUAAAAUGUGUAAACAAUUAUAUUCUCGUAUGAAUAUAUACCUUCAUUCUCCAUUAUAUUUAAGUGAAUUAUUUCCAGUGAUUUUGUGUGUUUCAGAGGAGGGACACUCUGGCAUUAGUCUAGGUGAAUCACAACGGCAACCGGAACGAAACACACCAGUAGUGCAAUCUGGAAGAAAUGUACGAUCUAAAUCACUUCAACAUGGGGCUAAGAAAACAAAACCCGUAACUCGGUCACGAUCUCUGUCACAAGACACAUAUGGACGAUUAAAUAGGCGUUCUGAUGACUACAAUCACUUAGACUUUCUUGGACAUCACACCUAACUGUCAGUGUCUACUUUCAGUCGGAAUUAUAGCAAGAUAAAGCUGAAACCAUCUCAUCGAUAUGGCAGCACUGAUACUGAAACCUUUUCGAGGGAGAGUAGCAAUAUGUCAAUAGUUAUCAGCAACAAUUUACAUGAUUAGUAAGAUGAAAUUAUUGCCGGGUUAAAACCACAGUCAUUGUAUAAUCAUCGGUCUUACAGUUUUAUAAGAGGACAAUCAGAAACCCCGAAGAGGCUGCUAUUGGCGAACCUGCGUUCAGCAACAUUGUUGAACGCCCAGGGCACCAUGAUGAUAAGCUUUCUAUUGAUGACAAAUAUGCGUCUGAUCUAGUUGAAGACGUUGAUCAAAUGAAUGGGUUUCAGAGAAAAUGUUAUCAUUUUACUUUCAAAUACUUAGAUGGAUGGGAUAGCUUGACUAUUAUUUUGAUAAGAAAGUUAUUCCGAAUAAAAAUAAUUUGGACAAUUUCAACACAGGGAUUAUGGUGUUUCGUUGGGGAUUUCAUUUGUUUUUGGGGGGAGGGGAGUUUGGUCAUUCCUGCCUAUUAAGUUUGAUGACACUACAGUUUCAACCCCAAUAUAUAUAUAUAUAUAUAUAUAACAUAGAAUCCAUCACACCAUUGUUUAUAUCAAAACUUUGUACUUGAUUCGAAGAUGACAAUUAAAAAAAAUAAAUGAAAGCAAUAAAAGUUUGGAUAUCAGCCCACCCAAAUACAAUUCAAAAUAUAUUUGUACGAUAAGGUGCAUACAAUUCCGGUACUGAUUUUGUAAACAACAUAUAUAAUGUGGAAUCAAAUUAAAUAAUAAAAAAAGGUAAUUUAGGAAAAAAAAUAAAUUGUAAUUUUGGAAUGAUAAGAAGAGAGGCCAGUGUAAUGGGUAUACUCCCCGCUAAUUCCAUCUGUAUCUUGUGAGUAUUUCCUGAACAGCUUCUCCCUUCUCUGGUCAAAUAAAGUUGAGAUAGAGGAUCAUCCCCUAUAACAUCAUAAUGAGGCAUGUUCAACAUGAUACACGAGCUGUGGCUGCUUGUGUCAGGCUUCUUUAUAACCUGAAAAACUCAUACUUUUAGAAUGAACAUUCUUUUUUAGUUUGAUUCAUUGGAAAAUGCACAUUUCAAUCAUAAAUGUAAACAUUUAAUAUAAAUUCAGAUGUCUUGUC
Messenger RNA from Ostrea edulis (European flat oyster), 2420 nucleotides. RefSeq names its product cell death abnormality protein 1-like. Gene Ontology annotation, molecular function: scavenger receptor activity. NCBI's taxonomy places the organism in Eukaryota, Metazoa, Mollusca, Bivalvia, Ostreida, Ostreidae. Bases 12 to 707 code for a protein of 231 amino acids. The transcript has 8 exons. The record is from RefSeq and is a predicted model, not a curated record.